AUGGAUUACAUUUUCAAAUCGAUAUCUAACUUUCAAUUGCCUUUUACUACCGAUGGUGUAUCUGUUGUGAAUAUGCCAUUUGGUACGCUGGAAAGUGGAACCAGGAAAUCAGAUUCAUUACCUGUUACCAUUCAUACGUAUAAAACUGACCAAGUACCAGCUGUUUUUUUAAAGAACCAUGUUUUGAAAUGUAAGAUCCUUAAGCUUCCGGGUCUAGCGAAAGUAUUAGAUGUCAUUGAACCAUCCACAGAUAAAGUCUACAUCAUCACCGAAAGAAUUACUGCUCUUAACUCAUUGGAUUAUUUUAACUUCAAUGAAAAUGCUUUGAAACUUGGUAUCUAUGAAAUAGCACUGACGUUGAACGUUUUACAUCAACAAGGCAAGUCACUUUUCGGUGCAUUGUGUUUAGGUAAUGUCUAUGUCAACAGUAAAGGUGAAUGGGUAUUAUAUGCAUUGGAGCUAUCGACCAGCUUGAACGAUACAAACCAUUUCACGUCCAAUAUCCAGACCUAUAACGAUGUUGUGAGGGGCUAUGACGAUUGGCAGUUGGGAAAUGGGUCAGCUUCAAACAUUGACUCCAUACAACUGGCGAACUUUUUCAAUAAACUUUUAACAAAUAGAAUAUCUUCCAGCUGGAAGCCAGUCAUAUCACAGCUUGCAAAGGGUCAACCAGGUGCUAUUGGUAAGCUUAUCAGCAAAAUGCAGACUGAUGCAGAAAAUCCUUUGAUAUCCAUAUACGAUAACCUAAAGGAGAUUCAUAUUAAGGACUCAGCAGAUAAAGUUAUGAUACUUUCCAAUAUCCAACAAAAAAUUACUGCCGAUGAUGCAUCCUUUCAAAAUUGCACACCAGGGUUCUUGGAGUAUUUAUUGCUACCGGAGUUAAUUCAAUGUCUACAAUUACUUGCUGCCACAAAUCAACCGAUAUCAAGUCAAGUGCCCUUUCUCGGCACUAUAUUCCACCUAACAUGUUCUGAUAGUCCCAUUAUAGCCAAUGAAGACGUUUUCCAAAACCAGAUCAAACCGUUAAUUUUUCAAUCUUUCAAUGUAGCCGACAGACAGGUUAGGUUCUUGCUGUUGUUGCACUUUCCGAAAUUCAUGCAGAAACUAUCAGCUUCUGAGGUUGCUGACAAAAUAUUCCCAACAUUUAUUCAAGGUCUAUCAGAUACAGAUCAAGUUAUAAGGUUGCAAACUUUGAAAAACGUUUCACACCUCAUUGGAAAAAUUACUGAACGUCAACUCAAUAACGAUCUUUUACGUGUAUUAGCUAAAACACAAGUGGAUAAAGAUAUCGGGAUUAGAACAUUAACCAUAUUGAUUAUUACGAAAAUUGCUCAUAAACUCAACAAAUCAAAUAAUAGAUCAACAAUUCUGGCCACAGCAUUCACGAAAUCUUUGAAAGAUCCAGAAUUGAAGCCGAGAUUGGCUACCCUUUAUGGACUUGAAAUAACUCUAGAUCUGUUUGAUGCUGAAACUAUCGCUCAGAGAAUUUUGACAGUAAUCGGCCCUGGCUUGCUAGAUCGGAACAAACAAGUCCGCACAACUGCUAAAAAGGUUUUCCAGAUGUACUGGGAUAAGUUGGAGGAAGAAUCUGCUUCAGUAGUUGAAGAGGAUAAUUCAACGUUCAUUCACACAGAAGAAUUCGAAAAAAUGAUGAAUGAUGAGGAAGACGGAAAACUGAUUAAUGGAUUUAUACAGAGUGUGAAAUUAAGCACUCCGACUCCUACUUCAACCCCUAUUAUUCUCACUGAAGAAACUGUUGAGGUUGAUCCGUGGAACUCAGCAUUUGAUGACGAAGAGUUCGACGACAGCUGGAAUGUUGACGAACCUCAAAGCCGUACUACAAAGACUGAUACUGAAGUGAAAUCAUUUGGCUUUAAAGUCCCGGUGAGUAAAUCUUGGAAUGACGAUCUUAACGAAGAGAGCAUUGAAAGUGAAACUGCCAGGAAACCGUUGACAUCUAGAAGGAAACCACUACCGCGCCAAAACAAGCCUUCAAUCUUAGGAAAAGCAAGUGCAAAACCAUCAAUCCUAACCAGAAAUAAAUCAUCAUCUCCUAUUGUAACUUCCAGCAAAAACAUCAAAAGCGCAACCAAUAUUCCAUCUAAAAUGUCAAAUCUUGUCCUCGAUGAUGACGAUACAGAGGACGGUUGGGGUGAUGAUUGGUAG
Messenger RNA from Kluyveromyces lactis, 2166 nucleotides. RefSeq names its product COPI-interacting protein CEX1 (gene CEX1). NCBI's taxonomy places the organism in Eukaryota, Fungi, Ascomycota, Saccharomycetes, Saccharomycetales, Saccharomycetaceae. The transcript has a single exon. Bases 1 to 2166 code for a protein of 721 amino acids. Gene Ontology annotation, biological process: tRNA export from nucleus. The record is from RefSeq and is a predicted model, not a curated record. Gene Ontology annotation, cellular component: cytoplasm.